Paramisgurnus dabryanus is the source of this 769-nucleotide messenger RNA. NCBI's taxonomy places the organism in Eukaryota, Metazoa, Chordata, Actinopteri, Cypriniformes, Cobitidae. The record is from RefSeq and is a predicted model, not a curated record.
UAUCUUGCUGAAAAUUCAGUCAGACAGUUGGUUAAUUUGUCAAGUUUCAGAAAUGUUUGCUUUUGGAGGAAAUGCAUCAACUUUAGGGAACAUAAUGACACCCAAAGGUCUCUCCAGGCAAAACCUUGCACUAACUCCAAGGAGAAUUCCUAAAUUUACCAUUCCUCCAAAAUUAACACUGUCUCCCCGUGUGAGCUUUCAACUCCUUCACAAUGAGGAGGACACAGAAAAGCUGAUAUCUCCAGAAAGUCCAGAGAAGCGGUCUCCAAGACGUCUGCCAUCUAUUGGGUCACCGUAUAUUACUGCCAAACUUCGCUUCACUCCUAAGAAGAAACGUCUGCAAAAAGGAACCUCAGAAGACCUGUCUGACCCUUCAACGCGUGCUGCCAUGUCUUUGGAACAUGUUGGAAAGGUGACCACACCCUACGGCUUUCGGACCUUAGCAGCCAGUCCCAAUGUCAGCCGCAGAGAGUCAUUAUUUCACAAACGGGGACGCUGUGCAGACAAGAGAGCAGCUUUGGAUGCUGAGAUUUCACCAUCUGCAACAUCGACAAGCAAAUACAGCUCUGCCAAAACAUCUCAAGAUGGCCCAAGUGACAACCAUUCACCUCGGAUGUCCAAAAGAGAAGGCCUGGAGAUGUUCCUCACCAAACCACUGACUGUCCUGAAGACUCUUACUCCCAAAAGGAGAAGUACUCCUAUGAAACUUAAACUAUAAAAUAGAUUGACGUAUUGCAGUGUUGGAGAAGACUGUCAUUUGUACAUUUUU